CGGCGGCGGCGGCGGCGGCGGGUCGUGGGUUGUGGGUCGCGGGUCUCCUGUCGCCGGUUGGGGGUUGCGGCGGAACCUGGGCGCUGAGUGAAGAAAAUGAGGCACAAGGAAUUGUUAACCAAGACCUUCCGAGGCCCAGCUGUCGUCUGUAGGACUCCGAGCAGCCACGUAUACACGUUUAAGAAUGGCAGUGGGGACUCGGGGGACUCCUCUGAAGAAGAGUCUCACCGUGUGGUUUUGCGGCCCCGGGGCAAGGAGCGCCAGAAGAGCGGUGUCCACCAGCCUCACCAGGCGGGAGCAGGUGACGUGGUGCUGCUGCAGCGGGAGCUGGCCCAGGAGGACAGCCUCAACAAGCUGGCUCUGCAGUACGGCUGCAAAGUUGCAGAUAUCAAGAAAGUCAACAACUUCAUUAGAGAACAAGACUUAUAUGCUUUGAAAUCUAUUAAGAUUCCAGUGAAAAACCAUGGGAUCCUAACAGAGGCCCACAAAGAACUAAAACCCCUUCUGAGCCCAUCUUCGGAGACCACAGUGACUGUGGAACUGCCAGAUGCAGACAGAGCAGCCGCAGGUACCGAUGCCCAGGCCAACCAACUGAUGGAUUUCUUUAAGGGGAUUGACCAGAAUAUUGAGCGUGCAGUGCAGUCAGAAAUCUUUUUACAUGAAAGUUACUGCAUAGACACCUCGCAUCAGCCACUGCUCCCGGCUCCUCCGAAGAUGCCAAUGAAUGGUGCAGAUUGUGGCAUUCAGUGGUGGAAUGCUGUUUUCAUCAUGCUUCUAAUUGGUAUUGUCUUGCCCAUCUUUUAUUUGGUUUAUUUUAAAAUACAAGCUAGUGAUGAGACCCCUAAUAGCUUGAACACAACUGUCAUCCCCAAUGGCUCGAUGGCAAUGGGUACAGUUCCAGGGCAAGCCCCUAGACUAGCAGUUGCAGUGCCAACCAUCACUUCUGCAGACAGCCAGUUCAGUCAGACCACCCAGGCAGGGAGCUAAGCUUUGUUUUUACAGAAUCAGGCCAGCUUUAGCAGUUGGCUGUUGAUGUACCUCAGCUGUCAUUGGCAAUGUCCUAGGGUUGCUGCAUUUUGCUUCCUGGGAAGGAUGGACACUUUUCAGAAGUCAUUGCAGUAUUCUCAAUUGCACUGGCCCUGGGAAUGGCCUUGCCCAGUCUAAGCCGGCAGGAUCUAAGAUAGCAGCGACCUCAGCCUCUAUCCAGAGAGGUGCAGCAAGAGAGCCAUUUCCAUGUGACAUUUAGUGGACUGGCCAUGUGUUCAUAGCAGCACUGUGUGGGACCCCAAGUUGGACAUGCUCGGAGGGAGAGAAAUGGCCUCUGUCAAGGGACCUGCAGUGUGAGAGCCAGUGGGAUCUGCACGGAUCGCGGGGCUGUCGCUGUAUCCUCACUUGCUGUGGAGUGGGGAUUGGCUCUGAGAAGAAGUGUUCUCUGUCUCCCUGGCAAAGGUGCUGUGAAAUAGUCUUGGCAUGCCACCCUGUUUUAGAGAGUGACAAUUACAGUCGGGACACGCCUACUUCAUAUUGGCCCCUCAGCCUUUUUGAAGCAAUGCCAUUUCUAGAGUUGAAAAAGCCCCGGACUCAAACUGCUGCACUGUUGAAUAAAGGGCAGUCCUGCUCCUGUCCUUUUAGAGCUGCUUAGUGUGACACAUAGGCAUCUCCCAGGCCAAGCACACACAGGCUGUGCCCAGUUCCGCAGGAGCUGUCCCACAGUGUGGCUCCCUGGAUUCUCCAUUUGGCCUUCUCAGAAGGAGCUCUUGCUGGCCAGUGUUUGGAGGGGAGGAUGAGUGCCUGUCACUGAGGCCCCACCAUGGGUGGCGUCUGAAGCUGGGCAGUCGCCAGGCCUGCGCUGAGAGCCGCAGUCCCUUGCACACCUAACAUGGCAUGCCACCUGCUGCUUCCCUGGCUGGGUUCUUCGGAGCUCCAGAGCGAAAAGGCCGCUUAGUCCUUUUUCCGUGGGUGAUGCCCCUAGAAUAACACAAUAUACAAUGUAACUCACAAUAUUACAGGACCAAAGGCUUGAUGGAGGGGCUAGAGGCGACCCUUGUGAAAGGCGAUCGGAACACCUGAGGGAGGAAGGGCUUGCAGUUUUCCCAGCCCUUCUUGCUGCCAAGGCAGCAGUGGUGCUGUGGAUGGGCUGGGGACUGCUGGGCAGAGCCUGCUGCUGCUUGGGAGUUGGUGCUACCCUGUGGCAUGGAGGGGUAGAAGGGACUGAGGUGGCUGUUGGCCCAGCCUCCAAGAGUGCUGGACAGGAGGCAGACACUGCCCAGAUGCCGGGUGGUGGGACAGUGAUGGCCUUUGACGCAUGAGGCCUGGAGAGAAUUUUCAAAGGUCUCACCAUGUAAGAGUGAUUUCCGAUUUCUCUCCUUUCAGUCGUGUGAAAAAAAAUUGACCUGGGUUCCAUUAGCAAAUCUAAAUCAUCUUCAGUCUUAAAUUAGAGACCAGAAUGAUCUUCAGGAUAAAAAGAACUUCUGAAUCUUUGCAAUAGGAAAUAUUUUGGUCAUGCAAGUGCUUUUCCAGCCAAAUGUCUGUUCUCCAUGUCACUGAGGGCCACAGAUUCCUCUAACAUCUGUCACUGUCACUUCACCAGGCAGGCCUUGGAGUUCCAUGGCAAAAUCGCUUUUGUCAGACAAAGAAUGUAUCCUUUACUUUUCUCAGAUGGAAUAAAAAUCAUUUCUUCUGUGAAGGAAAA
Rhinopithecus roxellana (golden snub-nosed monkey) is the source of this 2692-nucleotide messenger RNA. It is a transcript of the gene LYSMD4, whose product is annotated as LysM domain containing 4. The transcript has 3 exons. Bases 97 to 987 code for a protein of 296 amino acids. NCBI's taxonomy places the organism in Eukaryota, Metazoa, Chordata, Mammalia, Primates, Cercopithecidae. The record is from RefSeq and is a predicted model, not a curated record.